Messenger RNA from Panicum virgatum (switchgrass), 1938 nucleotides. RefSeq lists its product as uncharacterized. The record is from RefSeq and is a predicted model, not a curated record. Bases 556 to 1671 code for a protein of 371 amino acids. The transcript has 11 exons. Lineage: Eukaryota; Viridiplantae; Streptophyta; Magnoliopsida; Poales; Poaceae.
CGAGCUUAGCUGUAGGCUCGGCGUGAUCUCAAGCUCAGAUCGACCUCGGCUCGGAAUGGUAUCGAACUCAGCUUGACUGCUUGAGGUGGCAGGCUCGCUGAAGCUCGGCUCAUAGACAGCCCCCUCCCCCUCACGGUCACGGCUGCUCAGGGCCUCAGGCUCUCUCUGACGGCGACUCUGUCUUCCUUCCCUGGCGGCGACCACUCGGCGAGCGGCGGCGCCAUUCGUCACGUCUUGGCCCAGCCCUUUGCCGGCGAUGAGCAUCCACCAGGAUGUUCUUGCACCAGCAAGAGCCUGAUUAGCACGCCCAGCUUCAGAACAAGGUCAGCAGACUAGCAGAAUGGAGGAUAAGGAUAAAUCAGACGGGUGGGAUGAGGAUUCGGAAGAAGCUGAUGAGUUGGCGUGUGCGCACAAAGCUGGGGCAAAAGUGAAAAGAAGCCCAGAUUCUCAAUACUUGGACAUGGUUUUGUUCCAUAUGAUGUAAAGACAGAAAUCUUGCAUAUUGCGGGGUACAAAGGUUCAUCUGGAGCUCCAUCAACUAAAGUUUCACAAACUAUGGUGGCUGAACGGUUGGAAAAUAUCGAGGAAGAAUCUGAAGAUUUGGCACCGGAGUUUCACCUUCCAACCAAGAAUGCAAAUACUUCAGUUUCAGAGCUACUGGAAGAUUUACAGGGUAGAAGUGGCUCUUCUGUGAGGAAACCAUCUGUGUUGCACCAACACAUGCUGAAUAUCAGGGAGCAAGAAGUUUCCUCUAGGGUGCCACCAGGUAAAGUUUCACAAGCUUUGAUGGCUGAACUUUUUGGAAAUAUCAAGGAAGAAUCUGAAGAUCUGCCAUCGGAGGUUACCCGUCCGGCGAAGAUAGCAAAUCUUUCAGUUGCUGAGCUUCUAGAAGAUCUACAGGGUAGAAGUAGCUCUUCUGUUGGGACAGCAUUGUUGCACCAACACACGAGAUAUAAAGAUUGGAAGCCAAAACCCCUCAGUUCCGAGAAGAAAACACUAGCUAUUUUAGGAGAGAGGAGUAUUGACAGUGAGGAUCCCUUGGAGCAUAUAAUUGAUGGAACAUCUAGCGAAGAGGAAGGUGUUACUGAAAACCACUUGACUUUGGUGAACAAAGAUGUGAAGCAGCAAACAAUGGCUGACCUCUUCCAAGAAGUUUUCAAUCCAACAAACACGGAGGUUGCCAUGCUUCCCCUGAUAUCAACAGGAGCUGGUUAUCAUGGAAGAAUGCAACAGAUUAUGCAGAUGGAAAAGGAUAGGCAUGCAGAGUUCUUGAGACAGUUUAAUAUAGAGCAAGGUUGUUUAGGUGGUGCUACAUUAGUUGUUAUGAAACUUGAAACAUAUAUGAUUUUACUAGUGAUAGCGGUUGGUACCACUUGUGAUUCAAAGGGAAUUACUGUUCAGAUUUUGUCAAGGUCGUUGGAAGGAAAGCUAACAGUCUGCUGCUGCUUGUUCCAGGAAAAGAGCAAUUCUACCAUUAGAAGUGACGCCACAACAGACCAUGCUAUGAAUGAGAGCAGAACUAAGAGGACCAUUAUUUUCAGUCCAAAGAUAUGUGAUAAUGUGGAUCUUCUGGUAGGAAACAUAAUCCGCAUCUUCCCACCAUGGAAGGAAGUGAAAUUACAAGAUGAAGACGUGAUGCUGUGCACCUACUUCUCACAUCAUGGGACAUGAUUGUGGAGUUUCUACUCUUCUGCAAGCUAAAUAACACCAAAGAAACUGCAUGGCCUGCCGAUUGCUAGGAACCAUUAGGUGUUGCUGUACUAGGAGAUUCGUCCAAUCGUGUAGUAUACAAUACAAUCUGUUGGUAUUGUCUUGUAGAGCAUGAUGUAGAGCAUAGACGCUGAUGUUGUUCUCACUCUGGCAGAGCCUGUUUCUGGAUGUCUUUCCUUAAUCCUGCUGAAUGCUGAUACAGUAGUAACUAAUGAACCCAGUUACCCA